AAAUCACUCUCAGUGUUUCGCCAGCAACGAGCAGAGUAUCAGAAAAGAUCGUCUGUGUCCCCAGAAGUAGAGGCAGCAGCAAAAAAGAAGAUUGUUUCAACCUUCACCAGUUCUUUUUUCUGGGCCACUACAAUACUGCACUGCACUGGACUGCAUCGAUUGGGCAUAGCUCAGAUUCGCGACUGACCGUUGAAAGUGUUCUUCUCCCGGCUUUCUUAUAACCCGUGUUCAAGACAAACCUGGUGAAAUUUAUACGUGAAGACUCUGGAAAUACUCUCGGGCAGCGAAAUGGUGUGGUCGUUCUGUGAGUUCCUACCAAACAAGUAAUGUUAGUGUUCAAUGUUCAUGCAUAAUAUAGUGAUAAUCAGCAUGCGUCUGCCGACGAGGAAAUCGAUUCCAAGUGUGUCGUUGUGAGUGAGGAAGCUAAUCAAUUCGGUAUCCGUUCAAAGCAACACGACAGGCUGUGAUUGUAAGAGAGCAGUGAUUGUCCGUGCAUUUGUAAAGAGUACAGCAAAUCAAUAUUCGUGGUCGUCUAGCUAGAUGGCCAUCACCUCCGACAAGGUCUCAAUAGCGUUCGCUUAUCAUACCAGCCUGCCUAUAUUUUCUUGUUCACACGCAACCAGCUAGAGAGUAGUUAGCAGCCAAGGGUAGCCGAGCUGUAGCUCGUGAAUUGAACCAAUAAUCUGCGGCUUCUUUAAUGAGAAAAAUCAUCGCCCACUAGACAACCCCCUGUCGGUGUCAAGGAACCCUGCCAAUACACGGACGGAUACACGAUACGCAGGAUUUUCGACCGGCCGAAGAAAUAUGAGAAAUGCUGAACGGUCCUUUCCCACAUUAAUUAAAUCGACUAGUGCUACGACGAAGACGAAAUUUUCGAGUGUUUGUGGUCAAAAACGGAAGCAGCUACCAACGGAAUAGAUUACAUAUCCGGGGGUGUGUUGUUUUUGGAGCCGUGUAGUGGGGGUUUGUUCUCGUGGCGUGUCUGUUAACUGACAGUGCACGUGCCUGGUGGAUCGUGACUUUGGUGAAGAUUCAUCAGCAGUAGUGGAAGAUACCCGAAAGAUAAUCGUUCAUCGUUAUAUAAGAUUUGAAACGUGAUUAACUAACUGUUUGGCCCAUAGUGAGUGUAAUUUAUCGUGGGUGGGUGUUUUGUUAUCUCCAACGGACGAUUGAGAGGGAAGGGGUAGUGCUCGAUUAGUCGUUAUUGUUUAAUUGCAUUUGGGCAAAAUUCUCGCCAAUAUAUUGAACGAAAUGGCUGCCCAGCCAGCUUGUACCCGGUUUUCGGAUAAUUACGAAAUUAAGGAGGAGCUAGGAAAGGGUGCAUUUUCGAUCGUAAAGCGAUGUGUGCAGAAAUCGACUGGAUUCGAAUUCGCUGCUAAGAUUAUCAAUACAAAGAAGCUUACCUCGCGAGACUUUCAGAAGUUGGAACGAGAGGCACGGAUAUGCCGCAAAUUGCAGCAUCCUAACAUUGUUAGACUGCACGACAGUAUUCAGGAGGAGAAUUACCACUAUUUAGUGUUCGAUUUGGUGACUGGUGGAGAGUUAUUUGAGGACAUUGUAGCCCGUGAGUUCUAUUCAGAAGCUGAUGCAUCGCACUGUAUACAGCAGAUUCUGGAAUCUGUCAACCACUGCCACCAAAAUGGAGUCGUGCAUCGAGAUCUGAAGCCUGAAAAUCUACUGUUAGCUAGCAAGGCCAAGGGUGCAGCAGUGAAACUGGCGGACUUUGGUUUAGCGAUUGAAGUUCAGGGAGACCAACAGGCGUGGUUUGGAUUUGCCGGUACGCCUGGUUACCUAUCACCUGAGGUAUUAAAGAAGGAACCGUAUGGCAAAGCGGUCGACAUUUGGGCAUGUGGUGUUAUCCUAUACAUUCUACUAGUCGGUUAUCCGCCGUUCUGGGAUGAAGAUCAACAUAGGCUGUAUGUGCAGAUCAAGGCUGGUACAUAUGAUUAUCCGUCACCUGAGUGGGACACGGUGACACCGGAAGCAAAAAACCUAAUCAACCAAAUGUUAACAGUUAACCCCUACAAACGAAUCACCGCGGCUGAAGCACUGAAGCAUCCUUGGAUCUGCCAACGAGAGCGUGUGGCAUCUGUGGUGCAUCGACAGGAGACUGUGGACUGCUUGAAGAAGUUCAACGCCCGGCGCAAACUCAAAGGUGCUAUACUGACCACGAUGCUAGCAACCAGAAAUUUCUCCAGCAAGAGUAUGAUUGCCAAAAAGGGCGAAGGCUCGCAGGUAAAGGAAUCGACCGAUUCCUCGAGCACUACCGUCGAAGAUGAUGACUGCAAAGCACGUCGACAGGAAAUCAUCAAAAUCACCGAACAAUUGAUCGAGGCAAUCAACAACGGAGACUUUGAGACGUACACCAAGAUCUGCGAUCCCCAUUUAACUUCAUUCGAACCAGAAGCGUUGGGCAAUCUGAUCGAGGGUAUGGACUUCCACAAGUUCAACUUUGAAAAUGUGCUUGGAAAGAACAACAAGGCGAUUAACACGACCAUCCUAAAUCCACACGUGCACAUCUUUGGAGAGGACACGGCCUGCAUCGCGUACGUACGGUUAACACAGUACGUUGACAAGCAAGGUCACCCGCAUACCGUGCAGACCGAGGAGACCCGGGUAUGGCACAAAAAGGACAACAAGUGGCAGAAUGUGCACUUUCACGGUAGCCGCAACGGUAGCUUCAGCAACACGGCAACGCAGUACGAUUUUGUGAACCAUAAGUAAAUCCCAGUCUAGAGAGAGCCACUCCGGCGUUCAUGGUAACGGUAAUGUUUCAUACUAACAUGAACUUUUGUUUAAUUUCAAUUCAGAAGGAAAACACUACAUCAUAUACUUGUUCGUUGAAUAAUAAAUUAAUGAUGAAAAAUAGUUUAAAGAUUCUAAUAUCUCUGUAACCAAGGAAAAAACGUAAAGCAAACAUGAAUCAAUGGUGACACGAAACGAAUAGCUAAAGCAAGUGGCGGAGAACAAUGCUUUUAAAAAAACACUCCCAAUCAGCCGCAGGGGAAGCAAAAUCUUACGCAAACAUAUUUUCAUAGAAAAUAUAUUGAGGAAAUUUUAAAGAAAAAAAAAACUAAACAUUAACGGUAAUUACACACAUUUUCGACGGAAGCAAACCUCGAUUUCUCAAAAGAAACACAAAAAAAGCAGAAAAGAUUAUUAACAAAACAACAUUUGCAUUUUUUACAAAACCCAAUUUAAAACAAAAAUAAAAAAACGGUAUGUAAUGAAAGCAGCAUGUUUGAAGAAUCCAAUUUCACUCAUGUGACAGUUUAGUAUCUCUCCCGUUUUUCAAGUACAUUUCUCAACUUCUCUCUAUCAUUCAUGUUUUAAAGUAUUUACAAGAAAACAAAAGCUAAUCAAGUGGAAGUAGUCAAUAGAAACGAAUUGAAAAUUGCCUAUGGUUCGGAAAGAAAGAAAAUGAAACGAGAUAAACGGCUGAUGGUAUUUAAAAAUCUCGUCUCUCUAAACUGCCAGAGAGGUAGCAAACCAAAACAACAUAGUGAACCUAUUAACGCAUAACUAUCGAUAGUGCUGUGCUAAAGAGAAAAAAGUAAAUAGAACCCGAAACACGAAUCUGCUGUUAGAGUGAGAAAGAAUCAAGACUAAACACACAGCCAUGUUCAAAAACAAGAUUAAAGGAUACGGAAAUCGGUCGAAAUCGGUUAAAUGAAUAUUAGCGAGAGUGAGCCUAAACUAGUAAACAGUAGCAAGAGCAGCAACAACAAUUGAAGCAAAAGCAAACCUACACACGCAGGCAUGCAAACUUACACACAUACACGCAGAAGGAACAAAAAAAAACAAAGAAUAAACAUCGCAUCUUACUCUACAUCGUCACCAUAUUAGAUAGAAACGAUUAUAUAUACUUAAAAGGUAAACAAAAACAUAAACUACUUUACGCGCAUAAUUGUACCAUAUAACAUCACCAAAACAAACAAACAAAAGCAAAUCUUAAAUGAAAGGUGUGAAGAGCAAGAAGUAAUAGAAUGUGACACAGCAACACGUGAAUCUGCUAGGCGUUUAAGAUGUGUGAAAGUUGAAACUUGUUGCUUUUAGUAAAAGGGAAAAAAUGACCAUCACGAUCUUAGUUUUUAUGAUUAUAUUUGAAGUGUAGCGUAAUUUAGGAAACCCCCUUUUUGGAUGAGAAUGUUCUUGGAUUUGUUGACCAACGUAAUUAGAAGAAGAACAAACUCUAAAAUUGGCUAGAGUGUACUUUUAAAGCUAAAGCAAAGCUAACGAUCGGUAGCAGGUCACGGUACGGUAUGAGAGCUUUGGAGUUCUGUUAAGUUUUAUCGGCAUUAACCGAUACUGUUUUAUACAAUUGGUAGUAGUGUUAGCUGUUCAACAUUUAUGCAGCUUGAAUCAAACAUUUCAUUUUUUAUGGCAGCAACCUGGUUAGGUUUCUUCGAACUUGAUUUUCAUGAUUGAUUCAAUUCAACAACGAUAAUAGUUCGAAAUUGCCUUCGAACAAGCAGCUCGGCAUCACUUCUAUUCGGAAGUGGGUCAUUCGUUAAAUAUAGAACUAAUCAUGGUCAUCUCUGGAAGCCGACAAAGCUGUAACGCAAUUGGUGGUCCUAACGUGAGAACCGCUAAACGAGUCGUUGCUCGAGUCUCAUUUCUUGUUUCAGCCAAAUUACCAUAUUCAAAAGAGUCAAUGUGACAUGUUGAUCAUGAGCUCACACUUAAUGAAAGAAAAUUUGGCCGACGAUGUUCUUCAGAAACGAAAAUUCCUCGGACAUAAAAUACACGGAAAUAUGAAUUGCUCGUAAAAGAGGGAAUAUAAUCCGAUGUGUAUAAAGGGUGUUAAGAUCAAAAGUUGGUCAAACAAGAAUGGGUGUAAAUCGGUCUAACUUUUUAUUGGAAAAUUAUAUCAUGUUUCCUUGGAAAGUUAAAUUCAUACAGAAUACAGAAAAAAAUAUUCAUGCGAACUUCCUUUUUUGCGAAAGCGAAUUGCCGGACCAUUCAUUUGACUCCUUCCUUCAAGUUUUGCACAGCCUCUUUAGCUACUUUUUUCCUGUAGAACGCCAGCUUACCUUGAGCUGCAUUUCUCUGGCAACUGUUUUUCGCGUCUUCUUGAGGUUCCGCUUGACGAUUACCCAAUAUUUUUUCUAAUGGGCGGAGCAUUGACGUGUUGAGAGGGUCCUUCGGCACCACUUGAACCUUUUUCACGGCAUACCACUCCAUGACCUUCUUCCGUGAUGGCAAAAUGCCAAAUCCGUCCAAAACAGAACGGAACAACUGGGUUGCUUGAGAAAAGGCGAAAUACGUUUUUCCACACACUCCUGUGUCGUAUUUUUUGGCCUCCAUUUUGUUUUUUUUAUUCGCACCGCAAGACCAUACGUGUUAACGCUUCAAAGAUCGAAUACUGAAUGCCUGUGCAAACACGCUCGCGAUUGCGUUAGCCCAAAAUGGCGAGGGGAUCUCUCUCACUUUCUCUUUACCAGAAUUGCUCUCAUUCACUCUUCGUUGCUCUCGCAGUCUAUACCCAGUAGAGUGACAGAAAAAAAUGACCCCCAUCGGCCCACCCCUGAGUCGAUUGCUAGUCCCACCAGGAGUGUCUGCUCCAAAUUUGAGCCAAAUCGAACAAGUCUAGCUACCGGACCAACGUGCUUGAAGUUUGUAUGGGAUUUUUCGACAAUUUACAUAGAGAAAACCCUCUUGCUCACAUUUUCACCGCUAGGUGGCACUGUAUACAUCAGAUUAUCACCAAAAGUGAAACUUAAGAAGAUAAUUUUAUUAUCUACAACUUUGUUGAAGACUGCAAAGCGAUCCGACUCCAAUAGGAAAAGUUAUUAAACUUUUAACGAAGUGAUGUCUGAGUCAGUUUUGCAUGGGGCCUAGCAGUGCAUGAUAGUGUAUCAGUACUAGGUUCUAACAAACUAAACAUUUUAUGGAAUAAUGGUUAGAUUUAGCUGAAUAGUAUGUUCGGAAGAAUUGUAGUACAUAAUACGAGUUAUGUUUUGGUUAGAAAAUUGUAGUUCCACAUCUGACCGCAUAGAUGGCGCCAACACUAACUUUUCAACGAAGAGAGAUAGAAAUUAGGUGUCUUCCACAAAGUUGUAGAACAAGAAUAUUGCAGUAAUUCUUCCAAACAUCUCGAUACUCUAUCUCUCUCCGUUGAAAAGUUAGUGUUGGCGCCAUCUAUGCGGUCACAGAUUGAACUAAAAUUUUCUAACCAAAACACAACUCGUAUUAUGUACUGCAAUUCUUCCGAACAUACUAUUCAGCUAAAUCUAACCAUUAAUCCACAAAAAUGUUUAGUUUGUUAGAACCUAGUACUGAUACACUAUCAUGCACUGCUAGGCCCCAUGCAAAACUGACUCAGACAUCACUUCGUUAAAAGUUUAAUAACUUUUCCUAUUGGAGUCGGAUCGCUUUACAGUCUUCAACAAAGUUGUAGAUAAUAAAAUUAUCUUCUUAAGUUUCACUUUUGGUGAUAAUCUGAUGUAUACAGUGCCACCUAGCGGCGAAAAUGUGAGCAAGAUGGUUUUCUCCAUGUAAAUUGUCGAAAAAUCCCAUACAAACUUCAAGCAGGUUGGUCCGGUAGCUAGACUUGUCCGAUUUGCUUCAAAUUUGGAGCAAGUACUCCUGGUGGGACUAGGAAUCGACUCAAAGGUGGGCCGAUUGAGUUUUCAAAAAUUUAUUAUUUUUCUGGGCAGUCUAUUACCCAGUAAACGAAAUGGCGGACAGCCAGGUUAAACUAGAUGCUGGCGAUCGGUAGACUAUAGAAACGUUGUUCUAGGCUAUCCGCCGUAACUUGCCGUUUACUGUAAAAGUAGUGUGGGUAGAUGCAGGCUAACGAAGCUCUCAUCCGUUCAUGCUUUUCUGUCUCUCUUUUUUUUUAUUUGCUUUUUUUUCUUGUUUCCGGUCGUUGUACAAACAUCGCAUUAUUUACACUGUUAUUCGAAUGCAUUAAAUAAAGAGUUUUAUUAUUUUUUUCGAUCUAAGGUGUAGGAAUCUUUCCGAACAAAACUUAUAUCCUAGAAUUCCCGGUCGCUGCGCAAGCUUCCCGUUUUAUCUACACUGUUAUUUGAAUUUAAAAUUAAGGAGUUAUCUUUGUUUCAUUACUGUUUUUGUACUUCGGUGUGGGAAACGUUUAGUAUUGAACUUAUAUCCUACAUCCUGCACAUACAUUUCCUAGUUGAUGGUCCCGGUUGCGAUGUAAAUGUUGCUCUGCCAGUGGUUAGACCCGAGAUAUUUCUUUGUGAACUCGAAAACGUAAUGCGCCAUCUUUCUUCUUCAGAGUUGGCAUAUAAUAUUCCUGUCCAGGAAGCUGUUUAAAAUCUGUCUUGACGCAGGUUUCGUCAUCCUAUACAACGCAAUCAAAUUUCGUCUUAUAGUCACAAUUUGGUGUCCCCCGGCUUCUUGUAAGUCGGCUUUUCGGCUCGUUUUUAGCUCGAUGUACGGUUAUAGACGAUACUUUUCCUCAUUUUUGUAACCUCCGGCAUUCGAUUUCUCCCCGAUUCAGUUUUCCUGGCUAUCGAUUAAUGUCUGCCGAAUAAUUAUAUUACAUCGGUUGACAGUUGAUUUGGUCACAUUCAACAAUUUCGCCAACUUGGCGUGCAAGUAGCUCGGAUUUUUGCGAUGCGCGAACAAAAUUUUGCUUCGUUGCUCCGCUUGCUUCGAUGCCAUUUUCACAACUGAACAGCAAAUAUCAAAAUCAAACAGUAGGCAUGAUGUUACCCACAUACAUCUCUAAAAGGAGGGGUGUGUUUGUUUUUUAAUGCACGAUGAAAAUAAAAUGCGUCAAGUUGAAGUUGACCAAUUUUUGAUCGUAACACCCUUUAUUACGAGAGUUCUUUUUAAAAUAUUAAUAUUAUUGUUUAUUGGGGGUUUUAACCGAUUGGUCAUUCGCCCGUAUGAUUGAUGUUACAAUAGUAUUAGUUACAUUUCAUUCUACAGUCUAAAAGCUUUCCUUUUUCUUUUUUGGUAUAUUUUCUCUUGAAAGGGUUGGUUGUCUAUUCAGUUGACGAAGUCGAGGAAGACCUCUCCAGCAUCCAGCCGGGUUGUGGCGGAGGACUCACGGUUGGUUGGUUUUCACUUCGGGUUUCUGUAGUUGUUCCAGGUUGGCUCAUCGCAUCUCCAGCACUGCAAGGGUGUGGCAGAGGGGCCGUUGAUAGUGUGGUUGUAGUGUUGUGUUGAGAUUCCUUCGAGGGUUCGGUCUUGACUGAUCUGAGUUGUGUUGGUGGGGAUUUGCUCUGUUGAGAUGUCUUCGAAAGUUCGGUAUUGGCUGAUCUGGGCCGUGGGAGACCUCUCCAGCACCCGGUGGGAGUGUGACAGAGGGCCCACAGUCGGUUGCGUUCCGCUAGUGGUGGGAUUGAUUGGAAUUGACUGGUAAGGGACGCGGCGAAAGUGUGGCAGAGGGUCCACGUUUGGUCGAAUUGGCUCAGAUAUGGUCGUAUAGGCGAGCGUCCUUUAAAGAUAGAAGAAGUACUUUCUCCCGGACUGGGUCUUUGGACAGGACAGAAUUCGCCAGAUCCAGCCGUCGCCGAAAGUUCUCGAGUUCCCAAAAGUUGCAUAGGAGGUGUUCUACAGAGAGUCCUGUGUGGUACAUUCUGGUGUUGGUUCUCUAGAGAAGGUGUGGGUGUGAGUACCUCUAGUGUGUCCCACUAGGAGUCGGAAGAGUAUUCGCUGGUUUUUUAAACAGGCUCGGUCAGACUAGCGUUCAGCAAUUCCCUUGACCUCCGCGAGGCCACGGAUCUCUGCCAGUGGUUAGUGAAUCCGUUCCGCAGAUUCGUGUUGACCUCUAUGUAUAUGUCGAUUGAUGGUAUUUCUUCUGGAAUUCGAACUGCACGUCUGCCGUGUAGGGCUAGCCGGUCGGCAUCUAUGUUCCCUUUGAUGCCGCUAUGACCAGGGAUCCAGCACAGUGUGAUCGGCGGGACACGAUGGCCUGUACGAAUGGGUGGUUUGAAGUUCUUGAUACGAAGUCCCGUAGGACUGACAAGGAAUCGGUUGAAAUUACGGUUGGUUCAUCGCUUUUUACAUUAGUUUUUCUUGUGGGAUGUAGAAAUAACCCAGUCAAAUCUAUCCGGAAUGUUUCCAGCGAAUAAAAUUCUCAAUUUUAGAGUUGCGGAUAAUGAUUCUAACUGCUACCAACUAGCGUACUUUGAAUUUUACAUACCCCACCUAUAGUAUUCCUCUUUCCAUGUAUCAAUGUAAGAUAGCAAUGACUAUUGCAGUAUCAAGAGGCAGUCUCCAGUUAAUUCGGCCCAUGGUUAUUUAUCACCAGCCUCACAGGGCUUGGUUCUUCAACUUGAUCGAUCCAGCUUGCUCGUUGUGCACCUCUUCGCCGCAUUAGGUUGUUGAUUGUCAUUCUGACGACAUACCCAGCCCACCAUGGCUGUCCAAUUUUUGCUGUGAGAACGAUGGGUUGUUCUCCCAGCUACGGUUCCAAUUCGUGAUUCAUACGCCGUGUCGUCCAAAAUUUGCGUGUCACACGUCAUCAGAGAAGUCAACCGGCUCAACGGAUUUCUGGAAAAUCGUACCACUCGUGUCAAUCCUCACUCUUCUUAGCAGUUACGGGUGUUCAUGUCCUUGAGUACGAAAGUGACCCCGUUGGCUUCGUAUCACUCCAAGACAACAUUAUUCAAGUGGAACGAAGCUAGAUCUGGCCAGAAGAUCGUAGGGCCCUCGUGUUGUUUCAACAGAGAAAGCAGACGCUUCUGUAGACACUCCUUUAGGUCGAUAUUCCCGUUUACAGUCCUGGUAGUCACAAACGGCGCACUCCGUUUGCCACAUGAGCAGAUCGCUUGCCAAAUCAUGUAUUUAUUGUCAAACUUCUGUUUCUGUUUCCUUACUUCCUCCUGAAUAUCAAACUUGUGCUAGGCGGUAAAGAGGAGGAGCUCAGCAAGCUGCCGGAAGUCCACCUUGAUGUAAGUCCUAUAAUCCAUGAUGAGACAAUCAUGCUUCGUCAGGAUCUAGGUGUACAGUUUCCGGGCCCGUAACUUUCCUACCGUAUUUUGCAGUUCGUUACGAUUCAAAGCCUUGUGCACUUUGUACGUAUGCAGUCCCUCCCGGUCCUUGGCUCUCUGAAAGAAAGACUUGGACAGAUUCAACUUUUGGGCCACAUCCCUGACCGGAGCAUUGGAAUUUCGCUUAAGCGCCUUCACUACACGCUUGUGAUCCUGAUAGCAAAUCAUAAUUGCGGGUCACAUCGCGACUUAUUCUAGGGACACUGUUUGCAGAAAAUAUGAAAACUGCAACAAAAUAAUAUCUUGAGCAGAUAUGAAAAGUAACCCAAUUUAUUGCUUUAAACGUUCGUCCAAACACACAUCAUUUUUUUGUAAUUUGUUUCAGCAAAAUAUUUUGCUGAAACUUUCCAGCAAAAUAGGAUUUGCCAAGAGUCUAGCUUUGAAAUUUUUGCAGCUCAUUAUUUUGCGGAACAUCAGCAAAUCUAUAGAAUUCCAUUGCUGAAACAAUCAGUAAAAGAAUACCAAUUUGGCUGAGUUUCAGCAAAUGAAACUGACAGUUCAGCAAAUUUCGACAGUUUUAAAUUGCUGUAAUUUCAGCGAAAUAUUUUUUGCUGGGAAUAUUGCUACUAUUUAAACUCGGCAUAAUUCAGUAAAAUUUUCGGCAAUCAAAAUUUAGUGUGUAUGGUGAGUGAUGCGUGAGAAAAUUACCCUUUAUUGUAUGUAUACGUAUCGCAACUGUCAUAACACACCACCCGAUCUCGUCCUUGUGCGAAAAUACGCACGCUUGGUUUACUUUCUUUCGUUUACUGUGACUACAGUCGUGAUUCGCUGGUUGGUCACUGUUUAACUGCUUUACCGCUUUUUAGUUGGACCUCCGCUAGUUGGACCAUUGUCCAUCUAAAAAGCAUCUGGAUGUCAAAACCUCGCGUAAAAUUCACUUUGACAAUCAAACUGACUUUAAUUAGAGAUGUUAGCAGAUGCAUUUUCGGUCCAACUAGCGAACCAAAUUCGUUAGUUGGACAGAUGAUGUGGCUCAACCAGCGAAUCACGACCGUAUUGUAAUAAUCACUUAGGUGAAUGACCUAAACUAAAUAGAGGUUUAAUCUUCUCCACUUUAUCUAAGUAUUCAAAAUAUAAUGUUUAAAUAUUUGCUUACCAUGAAAAUCAUAAUUUACCACCGUUGUUCAAGACAAACAUGACUUCUAUUACCAUUUGCCUAAAACGUUUGAAUCAGCAGUUGCAAAAAUUCCAGAACAAGUUCAAUAAUCCCACUCACUUAAGCUACUACUAUUGUGGAAAUGAACGAGCAGCAAAUAAUUGGCUAGCAUUAUAAAUGACUCUCGCAAAAGAAAAAGAUAAUCAAAGAAACAAUGUGAGCUGUCAUCAGCGCCCACUUUUUGCGUUGUAUGGGCUCAGUCGAAGGCAAAACAGAAACCAAGUGCAAAAAGAAUACCAAUCAUCACCCACAAGAUUUGUUUUUAUUUAUAGCAUUGAAUCUAAAGCGCCAAAGUAUUUAGCAAAAUUUAUUAUUAACCACAGAAGUAGUCGAAACACUGAGGAUGGAUAACUUUCCUAGCGACCCAUCGACUAUCGCAUCAUCAUUAUCGGAAUCGCGAGUUCUACAGUGUUAUUUUCUCCAUGCUGGAUGUCGUUCGUCCAAUCCUUUCCACUGAAAUGGUGCGUGUUGCGUAAGAAAACUAUCCGUAUCAACCUCGCAACUUUCAUAACACCAACCACGCCGCCUGGUCUGACUUGAAGCAAUUGCAAUAGCCGAACUUAAGGCGGGGUGACAAGCCGUAAAAAGUUACAACGAGUCUUUGUCGUCAACCUCACGCCAUGGUUUCCAGCCGUAUUCCAGCAGCACCACAACCACAACACACUAUCGGACAGUUCAAUUCCACUGGUAUGUUUGCCUCAUCCUCAUUAUCAAGAUCCUCCUUCCAGAAGGAUGGACCGAACGGUGAAGUGCCAUUCAAUUUUGGUUCAACGACUCAGCAUGUCGGGCUCUUGGUUUUGAUUAGCUCGCUUGCUGGGAAUAUCCGUGACCGGAGAGCUGGUUUCGUUUCCGUUACACACCCACACCAGCCCUCAGCUACACACAUACAGCAAAGCAUGAUAAAAUUAAUCGUGAGUGGGUGGUUAGGCGGUUGGUUGAAGAGGAUAGCGAACAAAUCAGGUGUCAAACUCAGAUUGAACAUGAUAAAUAUUGGCGGAAUGUCGUCGCGUCAAUAGAGCACUGGUGAUUGAGUAAUGGCUCGGAUAGCAGUUCAAUCUGGCCAUGUGGAAAACAUAGGAACAACAAAAGCAGUAAACUGAAACCAGAUGACAAUGGCACGGAAGUAAAUAAGUUAACGAGUGUUGCCCAGAGUUCAUUGUAAUCGUUGAACGCCGAAAAGUGAUGCUAAGUGUUUGUUAUCACGGAGCAUGCAAUGAUUAACGAGCAUCAGUUGAGAAAGUAAACCAACAAAAGGUGACUGUGAAGUAACUGAAUACGAGGGGAAUACGAGUAAUGUUGUUGGGGAAUCCGUUCCCGUCCAAGGAUUGCAUGUUCGUGAUCGGAGAGGUGUGAAGGACACCAUGGCCUAAAUCAAUCAUUGAUGGUGUCGUUCAUACUGGCCAGUGCCAGGUUCUGCGGACGUAUCGUCUAUAAAAAUCCUUCUUAUUAAGCUGUGUCCCUCGCAAACAAACAUCAACAGGAAAAACAGGAAACCCACAUACUGGCAUUUUAUCGAAAUACUACUCGUAUUGCCAUCUGAGAUUCCGAGUUGUACACGACCGCAGCUGCGGUUACUAUCGAGGAAUAUGAAUUUCUCACUAAACCGAAGGUCAGCUGAUCCACUUCAAUGAGUACGCUGUAAAAACAGUAGCUGACUGACAAGGAAAUUCCAUUAACCCUCUGAAUUGGAUGUGUAAAGGUGCAAAGGAUUCCGUUACCAACGUUUUGAGGGAGUGGCAAACUGAAUCGUAAACAUGAUGCACGUGAAAUGAAUGGAUUGUGUCGUGCUUGAGCAAUAAAUUGAUUCGAUAUCAUGCGGAUAGAAAAACGUUUUCAAUCAGAUUAAUUCGAACGAAUUUCAAGCAAAUAGCUAACACAUUAUAGUUCACAAUUCAAAUUCCACAUUUUAAACUGUAGGUAAUUAAAAAUUUUGUUUUGAACUAUUGCAACACUCUCAUGUCGCACAUUUAUUCUCCUGCUUACCGGUUUCGGAUUCAUACCAGCGAAUUUUCUCGGUUUAUAGACAACAAAGCUUUAAAACAUGUUUAGAUAACACACUACAGACUGAUCACAGAGUUGGCGAAAAAUUGUGGAAGAUUGCUUUAAAGGAUAUAGAAGUCGACUUUCAGUAAUCUACUUUUUGUGUAAUCGAAGUAUUUGUCCAAUCUGACACUAGUUGAAAAGUGUUUCGUCGAGAUAAGUGAACUUAAAUCAAGCACUCUUAGAUGUGACAUAAUUUGUAAGAUAAGAAUUGCGUUGAAUUGAUGCUAAUGAACAGAAGAAAAUAGGAUGUAAUGCAGGGUUAUGAGGUAUUUGUCAAAACUGUUUCUAUUUUGCGUUUAGCAAAAUUUGUAGGAUGCCAAAAUAUUACCAAUAUGUUACUGGUUACGUUUAUGUAUAUAAGUUCAUUUUUGAGCAACAUUUUUUUUUGUUAUUCGUAAAAGAUAUACGUUAAGAAACAAGUUAACUAAAUGCAAGUUAUAGAUAAAACAGAGAAACUAAGCUCGAGUAAAUGCUGGUGUAACGAAGGUAUAUAAAAUAAAAAUUAAACAACGAUUUAGUUAUUCAGUUGCUGAUCGAUCGUAUACGCCGGCAUUGAGAUAACCGUCGUUGUAGGCAUUGAGGUACACCAAAAACAUUUUUCAUCAUUUUAUCAUUUUUCGUACGAUAAUGAUUAGAAAUAUAAAAAAAUGCUUAAAAGUUUAAAUCACCACAGAGAACAUAUUCCCUGUUUCAAAGCUCACACAUACACACUUUCCACAGACAUGCAGAAACAUUUCUCGUCCCAAGGCGUAUACAUAUACAUGACACAUGCUCCGGAACCCUUGUCCUGCUGUCAAGCAUACGUUCUAAAUGUAAACUUGAUAUAAGACGUGUUUCUUACUCUUGUGUUGGAAUAUGCCCUUUGCUCAGUAUUUACGAUAGAAAACAUUUAAAUUAUGCAUCCGAAAAGUUUCCUAUACUGGUUGUAUGCUAAACAUAUUCACAGGAAUGAUGCAUGCUUUCAAGUAAUAGAGUCGACUCAGGAAAGGAAUAAAGGUGCGAAGCAUUUGGAUAGUAAAUACAACUGAACUUUUUUCGUAAUCCCUAUUAUGGUAUAAGUACGAGUUCAUUGCGUAAUUCAAUUAACAGCUUUCAAUUUAUAGAAGCAGCCAAUGUCAACAUGGACGAUGUUUUUUUUCCACGAUUUUUCAUAUGUGAUUAUAUGACUCCUAUUCAUUGAAUAUAAAGUACAGUGUGCAGAAAACUGUUAAAGUUUUGGAGAUCUCUUGAAAAAAUUUCUUGCCCGUUAUUAUGAAUUAAUAAAUAAUAUGAUAAUUUACUCCUUUUAGAAUUUUCAAAAGAGCUGUUUACCAUUCCUUCACAUUGUCAGUGUGCUUUCAAGUGUUAUGAAUAAUCCACGACAAAUCACCGAUUCGCUUUCGAAUAAACGACAUAAUUUAAAGCCACCGAAACAAUAUUACUGCUGAAAAGGUAUAAAAACAAUAACAAUCAGAAACAGUAUAGAAAGUGCCAAACGAUACACAUCGUUAUUGUUUAUUUCUCAUUUUGCUUACUUCAAUCGCUACCGCUGUUCUUUUGUUACUGAGGCAACAAACUUUCACAAGCAAGAAAUCCAUGCAAACCGCACACCAUAAACUCCCACCCUGACAGAUAUUUAGAUUGUAACUGUUCCACAGAAACAAACCAUUUAAUUUUGAUUAUGCGCAAUACUUUUGCCUUAAAGUUUUUUUUUCUGGUGUCAGUAUUCAAACAGUUACGAACGGAGAACUCUCUGACCAAAACAAUUGUUUACUUAAACUAAAAACAUUGAACAUACAUAGUGUAUCGUGAAAGCAAAUAUGUAAAGAUAAAAUCAAGAAUCAUUGCACCAUUUAACUUUCCAAUAUGCGCACUUUUCCCAGUUCAAAACCAAAUUUCACCGUCGGAGUGAAAUAUAAUAAAAAACAAAAAUCCCUCCUGCUAGAAAACACAUUACGCGAAAAAAAAAUCGACAGCCAACCAACCACGCUAAAUAAAAUAGAACAAAGGAUCUCUUAAUAUAAAUAUAUUUUUGAAUAUUCGUUUUUUACCUUUAACAAGAAGGACUCACUUGUUAUUGUAUGCAGUGAAGAAAUGCAAAUAGACAACCAAAAGUAGAAAAGCAACAAUUCGUUUAGCAACACACAUAAAGUUUAAUUAUACAGAAACACUUACACUAAACACACACAUGCAUUAGCAAUUAGAACUCUUUAUUAACAGUGUACGUAAGCAUUUUUGAAGUAAAGUUUAGCUUGGUACACUCGUCGAAGAUCUUUUCUUCUCUAUCUCUUUGAUAAUCGAACUGACGCUCGAAAUAACUAAAAGUUUAAAGAAUGCAGAUGGAAUC
Molecule: messenger RNA, 15496 nt
Organism: Topomyia yanbarensis
Lineage: Eukaryota; Metazoa; Arthropoda; Insecta; Diptera; Culicidae
Gene: CaMKII
Product: calcium/calmodulin-dependent protein kinase type II alpha chain
Exons: 3
Coding region: 1252-2724 (490 amino acids)
Biological process (GO): protein phosphorylation
Cellular component (GO): neuron projection; cytoplasm
Molecular function (GO): ATP binding; calcium/calmodulin-dependent protein kinase activity; calmodulin binding
Source: RefSeq, a predicted model, not a curated record